Messenger RNA from Chaetomium fimeti, 3294 nucleotides. Its product is annotated as glycoside hydrolase superfamily. The transcript has 2 exons. Gene Ontology annotation, biological process: glucan catabolic process. Gene Ontology annotation, molecular function: beta-glucosidase activity. NCBI's taxonomy places the organism in Eukaryota, Fungi, Ascomycota, Sordariomycetes, Sordariales, Chaetomiaceae. The coding region runs from base 126 to 3026 and encodes 966 amino acids. The record is from RefSeq and is a predicted model, not a curated record.
CUGAAGCCGGCUUCCAACCCCUCACCUCACCAUAUCGUUAUCGAUGUCGCCGAGGUACACCGUCCCGAGAACAGAAAUUUGACCUCGAUCACAACUUCUUGCGAGCAGAAGAAGCCAGCAAGUGUAUGGAUACAAUGCCGCGCGACCAGAGCAAGCAGGGGCUUCUCCGCGACGCCAAGAGGCUGUCCGAAGAUGGCCCCGGCCACGAUUCCGACUCGGAUAUCGAAGCAACCGAUUAUCUCGACCACGAAGCCGCCGAGUCCCGCAAAGAGUCCCGUUCGUUCCACACCCCGAAUAAGGGCCGCCAAUGGUGGAUUAUACGUUUCCUGGGGAGGCGCAGCCGGUGUUGCAUCGGGUUGCUGGCUACAUUCAUUGUGCUCUGGAUUCUCCUCAGCGCGGGUGGCGCUGUCGUCUACAAGAAAUACCAGGAUGAGCCGCCCUAUGGCCAGUCGCCGCCGUGGUACCCGGCGCCAAAGGGCGGCAUCGCGAAGACCUGGGCGGCGAGCUACGACAAGGCGGCAAAGAUGGUGGACAAGAUGACGCUGGCGGAGAAGGUUAACGUCACGACCGGGACUGGAUGGCAGAUGGGGUUGGCAGUGGGCACCAACGGGCCGGCAGUGCACGUUGGGUUCCCCCAGUUGCAGCUGCAGGACGGGCCGUUGGGUAUCAGGUUCGCCGACAACAUCACCGCCUUUCCCGCCGGCAUCACGGUCGGCGCCACAUGGAACAAGCAGCUGAUGUAUGCUCGUGGCAAGGCUCACGCCAUUGAAGCGCGCCAGAAGGGUAUCAACGUCCUCCUUGGCCCCUGCGUCGGCCCUCUCGGCCGCAUGCCUGCCGGCGGGCGCAACUGGGAGGGGUUCGGGUCCGACCCGUACCUGCAGGGCGUGGCGGGCGCCGAGACCGUCAAGGGCAUCCAGAGCGAGGGCGUCAUGGCUACUAUCAAGCACUUCGUCGCCAACGAGCAAGAGCAUUUCCGCCAGCAGUGGGAGUGGGGUCUGCCACAUGCCCUUAGUUCCAACAUCGACGACCGCACGCUCCAUGAACUGUACGCGUGGCCCUUCGGCGAUGCCGUGAAGGCCGGUGUUGCAUCGGUCAUGUGCUCCUACAAUAUGGUCAACAACUCGUAUGCCUGUGGUAACAGCAAGCUACUCAAUGGAAUCCUAAAGGAUGAGAUGGGCUUCCAGGGAUUUGUCAUGAGCGACUGGCUUGCUCAGCGAUCCGGAGUGGCGACAGCGCUUGCGGGUUUGGACAUGACGAUGCCCGGCGAUGGCGCCAAGUGGGCGAACGGCGAAUCGUUCUGGGGCCCUGAACUAAGCAGGGCCAUUCUCAACAGCAGUGUCCCGGUUGACCGCUUGAACGACAUGGUUACCCGGAUUGUGGCCGCUUGGUAUCAACUCGGGCAAGACGACGAGACCAAGUUCCCGCGACAGCCGCCCAACUUCUCCUCGUGGACCGAUGAUCGCAUGGGCGUUCUGGCACCGGGGAGCUCUGAUCCGCAGGACCAGGUCGUUGUUAACCAGUUUGUGGAUGUCCAAGCAAACCAUUCCAUCAUUGCCCGUGAGGUGGCUGCCGAGGGCACAGUGCUGCUCAAAAACGAGGGGUUGUUACCGAUCAGCCGCGAGGGUCUCGACAAGCCAAAACUCGAAAUGAGGCGCGGGUUCAUCGAGAGAGCUACUGGGAAGAAACACACAGGCAAGUUCAGUAUUGGCGUGUUUGGCGACGAUGCCGGCCCUGGAAACGGACCCAACCACUGCAAGGACCGAGCUUGCAACCAAGGCACCCUGGCUUCGGGUUGGGGUUCGGGGGCCGUCGAGUUCCCCUACUUGGUUUCACCCAUCGAAGCUCUCCGCAGGGAGUUUGACACCUCCAAGGUCGAUCUCCACGAGUACCUAGUCGACAAACCAUCCCUCACGGGCAGCGACAAGGCCGCGAUCGACGAUCUGGAGCUGUGCAUUGUCUUCGUCAGCGCUGAUGCCGGCGAAGGCUUCGUCAAGUGGGAGGAUGUUAGCGGGGACCGGCCGCAUCUCAAUCUGCAGAAGGGUGGUGAUGACCUCAUUGUCAACGUGGCAUCCAAGUGCGGCGGCGGCUCCGGCGAUGUUAUUGUUGUGGUCCAUGCCGUUGGCCCAGUGCUGAUGGAGAAAUGGAUCGACUUGCCCAACGUCAAGGCUGUCCUCCUCGCCAACCUCCCUGGCCAAGAGUCCGGAAACGCGCUUGCCGAUAUCAUUUUUGGCGAUACCAACCCUUCGGGCCAUCUCCCUUUUACCAUCGGCAAGUCGCUGGACGAUUACGGUCCUGGCGCAAAGAUUCUUUACCUGCCAAAUGGUGUCAUUCCCCAGCAAGACUUCUCGGAAGGUCUGUACGUCGAUUAUCGGCACUUUGACAAGAAGGACAUCGCACCCCGGUUCGAGUUUGGUUUCGGCCUGAGCUACACCACGUUCAACUUUAGCAACCUCCGUGUCGCCCCGCAAAAGGAGAAAUCGGCGCUCCCAGAACGCCGCCCAACCCCCGCGGCGGAGCCUCCCAGCCUCUCGGCCGCCAUGCCGCCUAAGAGCGAGGCUGAGUUCCCUGCCAACUUCCGCGCCCUCAAGAAGUACAUCUACCCGUACCUCACGUCGACGGACGACAUCGAGGUCGGGCCCUACCCCUACCCCGACGGCUACGACACGGAACAACCGCCGAGCGGCGCAGGCGGUGACGAAGGCGGCAACCCAGACCUGUGGGCCAUCUACGUCAGCAUCACGGUGGACAUCAAGAACGAUGGCCCCGUCGCGGGCGCUGUCGUGCCGCAGCUGUAUUUGCAGUAUCCCGCCAAGGAGGGAGUGGACUUCCCCGUCCGGGUACUCAGGGGCUUUAACAAGUUCUAUCUGGGCCCCGGUGAGACGCACACGGCGCACUUUAGCCUCACGAGGAGGGAUCUGAGUUAUUGGGACGUGGUGGAGCAGAAUUGGGUCAUGGUUACGGAGGGAGAGUACAAGUUUGGCGUUGGGCUGAGCUCCAGGGACUUGCCCCUUACCGGCACGUGGUAAUGCUGCAGGGUGCGUUGUAAAUGUACAGCCGGGUUAUAGAGGCAUCGGUUUAGCUUGAAAGUAGCCUUAGAGGAUUGUCAUUCCGCUUUUUCUCCUUGCCCACCGCUCUGGUCAGGACUCGGUACAAGGUAAAGCUCAGCAUACACCCCUUUUGACGCCCGCCCCUUGCAUUGCCGCUCCCAACAAGGGUUAGGUGACUGGAGCUGCCAAGCCCGGCAACCUGUCCGAUCGACCUGAGACCCUGAAACCGAAAUGCCCCUCUCCUGAA